AUGGCCAACGGCACCAGCCCCGAGGGGAGCUCCCCCGCGCCGCCGGAGCCCGACCCGGAAACGAGCGUGGAACCCGACUCGGACGCCAAGCCCGAGCCCGGCGAGGCCCGCUGUGACAGAGAGGAUGAGGAAGAGGAGGAAGAAACGGCGCCGGGGCAGCAGAAAGCCGGAGGUCAGAGUGUGGAUCCGGAGUGGGUGGAGGACAGGUUCAGGAUCAACAGGAAGAAGUUGGAGACCAUGUUGUACGCUCCAAACAAUGGAGAUGCUAUGACAGGCGAGGAGUUUUUUGAGACAGUGAUGAAAGAAACUCACACUCAGGUGAAAUGGCCUUCCAAGUUGAAGAUUGGCGCCAAGUCAAAGAAAGAUCCGCAUGUAAAGGUGGAAGGGAAGAAAGAAAAUGUUUUGGAAGCUAAAAAGAAGAUUCUCGAAGUUCUAGAAACCAGGGUAAACAAGGUGACGCUGAAAAUGGACGUGGCCUACACGGAGCACUCCCACGUGAUCGGCAAAGGCGGCGGAAACAUCAAGAAGGUGAUGGAAGUCACGUCCUGUCAUAUCCAUUUCCCAGACUCCAACCGCCACAAUGUUGCCGGAGAGAAAAGCAACCAGGUGUCGAUUGCCGGACCCAUCGAGGGAGCGGAGGAGGCCAGGAGGAGGAUAAGAGAUCUGCAGCCGCUGACUUUGACGUUCGACCUGCCGGUCAGCUUGGCCCCUCAGGCCCUGCCAGACGCUGGCUCGCCUCUCAUCCAACAGGUGGUGCAGACGUUUGGGGUCAGCGUGAGCUUCAGAGCGCUGCCGCCGCAGCCCGCCUUCUUCGGGAGCUGCUGCACCGUGUGGGGCCUGCAGGGCAACGCCUCGGCGGUCAAGAAGGCGACCUGCGUCCUGAUGGAGCUGCUCCUGGGUUCGGAGGUGACAGGGAGCGUCGUGAGCAGCCAGCUGGAUGUCACCUCGCAGCAGCAUCUCUUCUUGUUGGGGCAGAACGGAGCUCACUUCCUGAGCGUUAUGCACCACACGCAGACCCAGAUCAUCCUACCCGACCUCAGCGCACCCCAAAGCCUCCCCUCACUGGUCAUCCAGGGAAGCCCCGACGGAGUGUGCCUGGCCCGGCAGCAGCUCAUGGACUGUCUGCCGGUGUGCUUGAUGUUUGACAUGCGGGAAGAGGCGGAGGCAGAUCCCUGCGCGCUGGCUCAGAUGAUGCAAAACCUUGGCGUCUUCAUUAGCGUCAAGCCCAAAGUGAAGCAGACCAACAAGUCAGCGGUGGUGAAAGGUCUGGAGAGGAAUAUCCAGUGUCUUUACGAAGCCCGUCGUCGGUUGCUGGGCUUGGAUGACCCCAAGGUGACCCCUGACCCCAUUCUGACGGGCAACGAGUUGACCAGCUAUUGGCUCAACAUGCUGCUGCAGCAGCUGCGGCUCUCUGAACACGGCCCCGUACCCGCUCCUAUUCCAGAGCUUCUCAGUGGGCCGAAGGCUCGUCCGUCACCUCCGCCCGGGCUGCCCGCCCCCAAUGACGAAGGGAGGGCGGGACUGAAGGGAACAGACAGCCGUCCACUGGAGAAGAUCCUAGAAAAUGACGACCAGUCGGGCCAAUCGGAUGAUGACAAUUGUAAGGCUACGGUGAUAAUGACAUCACUGGAGGACGCAAUGAACUUCCCCAGCGGGCCCAGAGUGACGCCGACGGGUCGGAGGGGGAGCCUGCAGGGUCCGGAGACGAGCAAAGUUUUCAACCGGGCCAGACGGCACUCCACAGGGCAGGCGUUUACGAGCCGGAUGCUGAAUGCAGAAACGGAACGAGGGCGGAUGGAGCGCAGGAACAGCCUGAGGAGAGACGUGAUGCUGCCGCAGGAUGUUCGCGCAGAACUCUCUGAAUCCGAGGUUUAUGACUACGAGAAGAAGAAAUUGCUGGCGACCAGAGCGAUGCAGAGAAAGCCAGUGGUGACUGAAGUCCGCACUCCCACAGACACUUGGAGCGGUCUCGGCUUUUCCAAGUCCAUGCCGGCGGAGGCCGUGAAGGAGCUACGGAACGUCAGCCGUCGCAGUUACAAGCCCUACUUAAGCUCCAGCAGCAGCCAGUCGUGGGCCAACCAGAGCGGGACGGCGUCGAAUGGGAGCAAUUCGGACAACUGGAGGGACAGACGCGGAUCCCAGCCCGCCUCAUCGUCUUCCUCCUCCUCCUCCUCCUCGCCGUCCUCCCCACCGCCGACGUCCUUCUCACCCUCCUCCCGCUUCCCCACGUUUGCGGCUCACAGAAACAGAAGUGACAAAGCCCCGGAGGGCUUCCCGGGUCGCAACUACUUUGACGACGUGUGCUCAUCAAGGAGGGCGUCGACCUGCAGUCAGCGUAGCCCCUCCCCCCAGAUGAUGGACGAGCUGCCAGAGCUCCUCAGCCAACUGGGCUUGAUGAAGUACAUUGACGUGUUGGAGCAACAAGAGAUUGACUACCAGACUUUCCUCACUCUGUCUGAUGACGAUCUGAAGGAAGUGGGCGUGUCCACGUUUGGAGCCAGACGCAAGAUGCUGUUGGCUAUCUCCGACCUGAACAAGAGCAAGAGGAGGCCUUCAGACACGUCCAGUGUGAAGUCCGGUUACCUGGAAGGCGGCGCCAGCGGUAGACUGCCUCGCAUUGCGGCCAUGGAAGUCGCCGCCCUGAGCAACCGCUGGUGAAAGGCAAUGCUAAACCACUGCCAUCUUCUCAACUGUGGAACUGAAGCUCCAACAGACAUAUCAGCUUCCUUCAUGAAGAAACAAACAAAAAGACAGCCUGUAGUCAUUCGUGCUUUGCAGCGGCAGCGGCCGAAUUCCAAAGCUUUUCCUACAAAGUCAAGACAAGGUGGUCUUCUCUUCCAAACUUCUGUUUUUAUACGAAAAAGUCAAACAUGACACAGAAGUUCAUGAUAGCUUUCAUGUGAGUUUAUGUGCCUUUCUUUCAGCAAAACAAUACUUUUCACGCUAUCUCUGUAUUAACCCUUACUUUCAUGCAAAUGUAAAUGGAUA
Phycodurus eques (leafy seadragon) is the source of this 2988-nucleotide messenger RNA. It is a transcript of the gene bicc2, whose product is annotated as bicaudal C homolog 2. Bases 1 to 2658 code for a protein of 885 amino acids. Gene Ontology annotation, cellular component: cytoplasm. Gene Ontology annotation, molecular function: protein binding; RNA binding. The record is from RefSeq and is a predicted model, not a curated record. NCBI's taxonomy places the organism in Eukaryota, Metazoa, Chordata, Actinopteri, Syngnathiformes, Syngnathidae. The transcript has 19 exons.